Messenger RNA from Uranotaenia lowii, 3901 nucleotides. RefSeq lists its product as uncharacterized. Lineage: Eukaryota; Metazoa; Arthropoda; Insecta; Diptera; Culicidae. The transcript has a single exon. Gene Ontology annotation, molecular function: chitin binding. The record is from RefSeq and is a predicted model, not a curated record. Bases 71 to 3685 code for a protein of 1204 amino acids. Gene Ontology annotation, cellular component: extracellular region.
GAACGGUAUCUUAUUUAUCGGAAGUGGUGUGGUGACAAAUCGAGUGAACUGCCAGAUAGAUAGUGGAAAAAUGAAGACUAGAAAAUCCCUAGGGGAUAUAUGGACUGUUGUAGCGAUUCUAUGUUGGGUUGGGGCAGCAAGAGGGUUGAUUCAGAACAAUGCCUGCAUUCCGAGAUGUGUGACUUGGCAGGAGCAGAAUACUCUGUGGGCAGCAUCAGAUAGUCAGAAGUUUUGGCAGUGUGUUACUAAUGAACGAAAUGAUUGGAGUGUUAUGCUGCGAACGUGCUCUUUGGGUACAGUUUUCGAUUAUGAGAGCCAGAGCUGUGUUCAUGGACCGCUGAUAGCGAGCAGCCAAUACAAAUGCCGGAACCAAAAUCCAAUGCUGCCACUUCCGGAAGGAUGGGCUGGCGUUUGUCCGGAACCACACUGUGAUACAAUCGAGGGUAUCAAUACGCUGUGGGCAAUUCCUUCACCUGAUUACUUUCUUCAAUGCCGUCCGGAUCCAUCGGGCAUUUGGAUUCUUUGGCAGAUGCCUUGCGCUCCGGCAACAUAUUUCAGCUUCACCGAGCAAGUUUGUGUUUUUUACGAUCAGUGGCUUGCAUGUGAUGGCCAAAUUCCUCCUGGAGAUUUACCACAGCCACCUGUAACUCAACCUCCAGCUCCUCAACCUCCAGUGCCAGAGCCUCCUGCACCUCAGCCUCCUGUACCGGAACCUCCAGCGCCUCAACCUCCAGUCCCUGAACCUCCAGCUCCACAGCCCCCAACUCCUCAACCUCCAACUCCUCAACCUCCAACUCCGCAGCCUCCUACUCCUCAGCCUCCAACUCCUCAACCACCUUAUCCAGAACCUCCGGCACCGCAACCUCCAACUCCUCAACCUCCAGCUCCUCAACCUCCUAGCCCUCAACCUCCCAGUCCUCAACCACCUGCACCCUCACCCGGCGAUGAUAUUGACUUUUGCAUUCAACCACGAUGCGAAACAGAUGAAGACAUUUUGACCCUGUGGCCCUCCUCGAACCCCACUUUCUUCUACCAAUGCCGUCCAGUGAUCGGUGGCUACUGGAUACCGCAGCUGAUGCCAUGUGCACCGUCAGGUACAUUCUUCGACAUCCGUUUCCAGGUCUGUGUUUGGUCUUGGGAAUGGCAAGAUCCGUGCGAUGGAUCACCCGUUACACCUGAUCCAGAGAUACCGGGACCCGAUCCGGAGCAACCUGCUCCUGAACCGGGAACUCCUGCACCAGAACCACAGGUUCCAACUCCAGAGCCCGGAACCCCGGCACCAACGCCUGGAACUCCGCCAACGCCAGAACCUGAAGUUCCAUCUCCCGAACCUCCGGCACCUGAACCUGAAGUUCCGUCUCCCGAACCCGGAACUCCGGCACCAACACCUGGAACUCCGCCAACGCCUCCCGUUACUCCGGACGACGAACUAGAUUUUUGUGUGGAACCACGUUGUGAAACAAUGAGGGAAAUCAAUACGUUGUGGCCGCAUCCGGAUCAACGCUUCUUCUACCAGUGUAGGCCCGCCUUUGGAGGUCACUGGAUUCCUCAGCAAAUGCCUUGUGCACCGGGAACGUACUUCGACGUACGGUUUCAGGUAUGCGUGUGGCCAUCGCAAUGGAAAAAUCCUUGUGGUGACACUGGAACAACGGAAGCACCAACAGAAGAACCGACGGAAGAACCAACGGAAGAACCGACGGAAGAACCAACGGAAGAACCAACAGAAGAACCAACAGAAGAACCAACAGAAGAACCAACAGAAGAACCAACCGAUGAACCAACGGAUGAACCAACCGAUGAACCGAGUACUGAAGAACCUACGGAAGAACCAGGGCCACCUACCCCACCAGCUGAUACGAUUAUCGAUUGCCUGCGACCAAACUGUGCCUACCUUGAGGACUCAACGCUGCUGUGGCCUUCAAUGGAUCCACCCAACUUCUACCGGUGUAUUCACCUGUUGGAAACGGUCUGGUUUGCGUUCCUGGAUUCUUGCCCCCAUGGUACAUAUUUCGACUUCGCUACCCAGAGCUGUAUCGAUCCGGAACAGUGGGUGGAUGUUUGUCCAGCCGAACCAAUUACAACGACCCCGGCUACAACGGUGCCAACGACAGCUGAACCCAAUCCCGAACGACCAAGCAUAGUUAUCUGUGGCUCUCCACGGUGUGACACCGCAGGGGAACGAAGUAUUCGGUGGCCGAGUACCGUCGCAAACCAGUACUACCAAUGUGUGUGGGUUGAGCGACUAUUCCAGUUUAUACCCUUCCCUAGGCGCUGUCCCGAUUUCCUCUUCUUCGAUUUCCUUAAACAGGAAUGCGUAGACCCGUUGGAGUGGAAAGACAUCUGUCCCAUCUACCCAAUGCUACCAGACAACUGUCCCGGCUGUUGUCCCACGUGUCCGCCUGAGGUGGAAGGUCCAACUGAGGAACCCGAUACAACUGAGGAUCCUGAUACAACUGAGGAUCCUGAUCCAACUGAGGAUCCUGAUCCAACUGAGGAUCCUGAUACAACUGAGGAUCCCGAUCCAACAGAAGAUCCUGAUACAACUGAGGAUCCCGAUCCAACCGAAGAUCCUGGUGAUGUGUACCCUUCGAUACCGGAAGAACUGCUGCCAAUCGUUUGUGGACAGCCACGGUGUGAAACCGCUGUUGAAAUGCAGUUCCUGUGGCCAGGAGAUUUGUCCAGUACCUACUAUGUUUGCGAAGAUCGAGGUGGCUGGAAGGAGGCAACGCUCCAGAACUGUGAACCGUCUCUUCAAUUCCACACAGCACGACAAACCUGUGUUCCGGAAGAUGAAUACGAUCCCAACUUUUGCCCGAUCUAUCCAGCAGAGCAAGAAUCGUUCGCUUGUCGGACGAAUUUCAACCCAACCGAGUUCUAUCCGCUAACUUGCGAUACCCCCAACUGUUUUGUAGAGUCACACCGAUCUAUUCGUUGGCCCGCCAAGAGCCAAGACGAGUAUUACAUCUGUGAACAGUUCGGCAUGUCCUUCUUCCCGUCGAUGAAAACAUGUGGCGAAGGACUUAAAUUUGAUUUCUCACUGCAGUGUUGUACUGACUCCGACCAGUACGUCAAUGUGUGCCCAUCUACCGAUCCGAUGCCACCGAUCAUGACAUGUGUGGAGAGCUUCAACCCGAAUGAUAUCCUUCCGGCAACUUGCGACGCUCCGCGGUGUCUGUCCAAUAUUGAAACCCGCAUCUACUGGCCAUCGUCUAACGCUACCGUUUAUUACCAGUGCGAUCAACAACUAUUCGGAGGACUACAGCCACAAUCUCAGGAAUGUCCACCCGGAACACUGUUCGAUUUCUUUCGACAGUGCUGCACAGCUUUCCCUAUCAUACCUGCUCAAGACGUGUGUAGCUUGAUCGACAACAACCAGCAGCCCAAAGAAGAUCCACCAUGCGAUGAACCUCGCUGCCAGACGAUCGAAGAACGGAACUACCUAUGGCCUUCUGCUGAACCAUCCAUGUUCUACAGCUGUGCUCCGCAGUGGGACGGAUCCAGUGUACCGAAUAAGCACCAAUGUCCAUUCGGUUUGCUGUUCCUGGUCGAUCAACAAGCUUGUGGGGAGGCCUCGCAGCACCGGAAUGUUUGUGGCCAGCAGCAGAGCAGCAGUACCGUGUCGACCCAACCAACCCAGAGUACCGGGUCAUCGCCGAUUUUGACGCCGCCACCGUUGGGAAAGUAGUUACCCUACUGCUUGAAGGUGCUGUUAGUUUUAAGCCCCACAAUUUUGUUAGACGAGCGAUUGUUGUUGUUAGUUCAAAUUGCUGAUCAAAAGAAGAUAAAUUAACAAUACUUUUCCACGCAUUCAGUAUUUAACAACUUGUUGUUUGGUGUCUUUCUAUUUAUUGUUGUAAUUCUUGCAUAGCCUGAAUAAAAAUCUGAAUUUUUGAAAACCUCA